AGAAAAUUGGUUAGGUCGAUUUUCUAGCAUCUUUACAUACUUUGGCAAAAUUACAUGCAAACCCGCUCAACUAGUGGGGGUAGUUUUGCUCCAUUCACUUAAAAUCCUGAGAAAAUUCUCCGACAAAAUACUUUGAAAAAUUCACCCGGUGGGGAUUCUGAGGGAGGAGAAGAAGAGAUAGAGGUUGAUCAGCCCAUAAUGGAGGAAAAUAACGGACGUAGGCGGACUGUGCUCCAAGCCAUGAGCCCCGCCUAUGUCGAAGAAGACCCCAUCGGACUCCCGAACACUGACGCCCACACAUUCGAGAUCAAACCUGCCAUGAUUCAAAUGGUCUCGAAUAAUCAGUUCGGGGGUAUGAAAGGGGAAGAUCCAAGGGCCCACAUGCUAUGGUUCUCCCGAACCUGCCAGACGCUGAAGAUGAACGGAGUGACCUCCGAUCGUAUCAAACUAUCGCUCUUUCCUUUCUCACUUCGAGAUAGGGCGGCCCGAUGGUUGAAUACGUUCUCGAAGGGUCACUUCAAAACCUGGGAGGCACUACACCAAGCUUUCAUGCACGAGUACUUCCCACCAUCCGCCAUUGCCAAAAUCAAACGAUUGAUCCAGAAUUUCUCUCAAGAUUCGAUCGAAUCCCUAAGCGAGGCAUGGGAAAGAUUCAAGGAUCUGAAGAUCAAAUGUCCACCUGCCCUAAUUGAUGCUGAUAGCCUGAUGUUCCAUUUUUAUCAAGGACUUCUGGUGCCAUCAAAGAAAGAACUCGACCACUCUUCUAAGGUCGGCUCUUUCCUAGAUAUGACGCCAGAAGAAAAUGAGGAUCUGGUGGAGAGGCUAACUUUAAACGCCAAAUAUUGGUAUGAAGAUCGAGCCCCACAACAGAAGGCCGGAAUGUACGAAGUGGAUUCCUUGACGGCACUUAAGGCAAGCAUGGAAAGUUUGAUCAAACGAACUAUUCAAGAUCAGUUCAGUGCAAGCUCCCGAUCCAACAAACCAUACGAGUCAGUUGCUCAGGCUAAUAACUACUAUCAAGGCAGUUCAAGUUCACACUCAAACAAACUUGUUCUAUCUUGUGAAUCAUGUACAGGUGCACACUUAACAGCCCAGUGCCCUUACUAUGAAAGCCCGAUCAAGGAGAAGCCUAGAGAAGCAAAUCUGGCCCAGUAUGCAAACAAGGGAGAAGGACCAUGGGCCACAAACCAGUACCAACCAGCCCACUGGCGCGAUGAUCUUUCGAGAGAGCGCAACAACAAUUUUCAAAGAAACAAUCGUCCGCGGGACGAUUUCAGACAAGGAGGCGGGAACAACAACUGGAAUCAGAGAGGGCCUAACUUCAACCAAGGGGGGAAUGCUCAAGCAUAUGUCCCUCCACACCAGAGACAAGCUGAGGAUCCCACGAUCGAGAUGAAGAAAAUGCUAGAAGAAAGAGACAAGAAAAAUGAAGAAAGAAUCCAGAGAUUGGAGGAGUCGAUGCGAGAAAGCCAGAGGGCUAAGCAAGAUUUGUUUCGACAACUUAUGGAACAAAUGACGAUCCGACCUCCAGGAACUCUGCCGGCCAAAACUGAAAACAACCCACGAGAACACCUCAAGGCUGUUACCUUGCGAAGUGGGAAGGAAACUAAGGGCAUUGGCCAGGGUUCUGAACCAACUCUGAAGGAUUCUGUGGCUGAACCAGCCAAUGAGCCAACUGAGAAGAAGAAAGAAGAAGAAAAGAAGACAGAAGAAAAGAAGGACGAAGAACCUUUCCAGUCCCAACAUCCAAACGGAGAUCUCCCACCAAAGAAGGUGACCAUACCCUUCCCAUCAAGGGUAAAGAAAAACACAGAUGAAAAAGCCUUCAAGAAGUUCUUAGAUAUCAUGGGCCAAACUGAGGUCAAAAUGCCAUUGAUGGAUAUCUUGACGGAGAUGCCGAAGUACGCCAAGUUCUUGAAAGACUUGGUCACACAUAAAAGGGACAUGCAUUUUAAAGAUGCACUAGCAGACUUAGACCCUACUGAAUUUUGUCACUCUGUGAAAAUUUUGAAAGACAAAGGGUCUGUUGAGACACUUCUUGGUCUGGAAGAGAUUUUGAAGGAAAAAGAAGCUGAACAAGACAAGUGUGAGGAUGUUUCGGAAGUGAAGACCAGAAAUGAUCAAUCAAAGGGAUCUGACUCCCUAGAAUUGAAACCACUUCCUAAACAUCUCGAGUAUGCAUUUCUGGAUGACGAGGGCAAAUGCCUAGUCGUCAUCGCAUCUGAUCUGAGUAUGGGACAAAAGGCUAAUCUAAUAACAAAGUUUAAAGUUCAGGUCAAGGACCGAAGUGGGUCCGCAAAUCAGGCUACCGACCACCUGUCUCGUCUAGAACCAGACAUGGCCGGUCAAUUUGGAGAAUGCAUAGUCAAUGAGAUGGCUGAUUUUCCUGCUAGUGGACUAGAUUUACCUUUUGCUACCCCCGAUGCACGCGAUCGAUAUCGGGAUUGGGGUAGCAAGAAGGUAUUGACGCUGCCGAUGAUAUUGGACCAUGUAGCGCUGGAGAGCAUGGGGUAUUGGGAGGAGGUUGACGACUUCCUCCAUGACCCCAAAUGGAGGCGUUUGCUUUCACUCCGUGCACCAGCUAGCGUGCCACUGACGAUGGAGUUCAUCUGCUCGCUGAGGUUCAGCGUUUAUGGGAGCAGAGUUCGAGAUGUGGAGGGAGUGCAUCCCUCAGUACGGAUGACGUUCACCCUUCUUGGGACGAGAUUUGAUAUCCCCGUUCUUGAUCUAGGACGCCUGCUGGGGAUUUAUACUCAUGAGGAGACGACCUCACCGGACUUUCUCGCCCUGCCACGUCGACUUCCGUUGGAUGUUGACGUCAAGGCAUUUUGGAGGACUCAUUCACGUAGCACUCGAGACUUCAGCAACAAGUACAUCUCAUCAUCUGAUUGGAGGAGUCUUGCGUGGAGGAUACUUAGUCACCUCCUCUGCUGCAGCUACUUUGGGCGUCAUAAGAACGCCAACAGAGUUUACGACACUGAUUUGAUCUUCUUUUGGAGCCUGGAGAGCCACACACCUGUGGACCUUUCCUCUUUUGUUGGGCGUUUCCUGUUUGAUCAGUCGACAGGAAACCGCCAUCACAUCCAGGCAGGACCCAUUGUCACUCUGUUGGCGCGCGCCCUCGUGCCUACCAUCGUCAUCCCAGACCUUCUCCCAGAGGAGUCUAGUGGCACAGGAACAGGCAGUCCUUCAUACAUGCCGGCAAGCAUGCCCGCAGAUGGAGCCUCUUCCUCUGCUAUUCCACGUCCAUUGCCUACUACAUUUGAGGAGCUGACCACUGCUUUUGGUGAUCUCCGGACAUCGAUUGAUUCACGCUUCCAGGUUUAUGAGCAGCGGUGGACCGCCUUUGAGCAACGUCAAGAGACUCGCUGGAAGGAGAACCAGGAUCAUCAGCAGCACAUUGAGACUAGCCUUUCAGAGCAGGUCUACACCAAUGGUGGUAUAGUUAGAGGGUUCAUACCAGGGUACUUAGUAACACGACAAGUCUAUGGACCCACGUACGGGGUAGAGUAUACAGUUUCCAGCAACUACUAUAAGUAUUUCGAAAUGAAUCAUGUUGUGGAGGCUUUCAUCGUACUUCCCAGAGGAGUCGACACUAUGAAAGAUGAUGCGGUGAGGCAGAACUUCAUGGCUUCCAGUCAGAGGAAACUUUUUAUUUCUUCUUUCUUUGUUGAUGAGCUUUUAGACAAACUAGAGUUUGCUAAAGCUUUUCUGGGUCCUGGAGCUAGUUAUGAUGAUUUUGCAUAUCUUGGAAGGAUAGACAUAGAAUUGCAUCUAAUGAUGAAUGAUUACACCGUGGAGCCAAAAGAUGAUGAAAUCAACAACUUUGUUGUGGAAUUCCAUGGUCCAAAAGAAAGCCUUUAUGAAGGCGGGGUUUGGAAAGUCCGCGUGGAACUCCCAGAUGCUUAUCCUUAUAAGUCUCCUUCCAUUGGAUUUAUCAACAAAAUAUAUCACCCAAAUGUUGAUGAACUGUCAGGUUCUGUGUGCUUGGAUGUCAUCAACCAGACAUGGAGUCCAAUGUUUGAUCUGUUAAAUAUAUUUGAGGUUUUCCUUCCACAGCUCUUACUUUACCCAAACCCAUCAGAUCCCUUAAAUGGUGAUGCAGCAUCACUGAUGAUGAAAGACAAGAAGCAAUACGACCAAAAAGUUAAAGGUAAAUGGUGCUUCUUCAUAUGGUAAACUUUUAAGGGUUCUAUAUGUGACAUCUAGGGUAUUUUAAUUCGGAACAAGCCCCCACCCCUCCCAAUUUUUUUUUGUAAAACUUCACACACACCAAAAUAUAAAAAACUAGUUCUUUUGUGUGAUCUUUGGAGUACAGGGUUGGUACAAUGGUGAGCCCGAGAUUUAUGCAUCCAACAAUAUUGAGUCCUCCACACGCGAAGUCUAAACCUUAUCAUA
This is a messenger RNA of Cuscuta campestris, 4398 nucleotides long. The record is from the annotation of a GenBank genome assembly. Lineage: Eukaryota; Viridiplantae; Streptophyta; Magnoliopsida; Solanales; Convolvulaceae.